AUGGCGAACCAGGUGUCCCUCUUAACUUACCUACAAAAUGCUUUACCAGCGAUUCCAGUCAAUCCGCCUCCAAACCCUGGGCGCAACACCACCAAUGAGGCAUCCGAAGCUAGCGACAUCCGCAAUAUAGGGGUUUGGCAUGGCUUCAACUUGAACGCACUUCUUCAAAGUUACCAGAAUCUCUUGGUUAAAGCACGGCUCCCACCAGACCCCAUGCCGACAUCCCCACCCGGUGCUAUAACAGCAGAAAAUGCUCUUAGAAGCAUGAUCUCAGAAUAUGUCUUUCCAAGAGUGCGACGGGCUCUUCGAACUGGGUUUGACCGGUUGAUGACAAUCAACCAAAUGAACAACCUCACUCCCGUGUCAUUUGAUGUUGGAGAGCGCGCCAAAGUCAUCGAUGCUUCCAAGCCAGACACCGCUUAUUUUGCGGUCGCACUGCCAGCAGGCACAGGUCCAAAUCGCGCUCCAGGAGAUGUCAAGCCAUCGUGGAAAUGGAGCACAGCCCUUGCAACCCACCCACUCCUCUGA
Paracoccidioides lutzii Pb01 is the source of this 528-nucleotide messenger RNA. RefSeq lists its product as hypothetical. The coding region runs from base 1 to 528 and encodes 175 amino acids. The record is from RefSeq and is a predicted model, not a curated record. The transcript has a single exon.